AUGGCACAUGAGCAUAAAUGUUGUAAUAAACAGAAAGUGAGGCUAGGUGCUUGGUCAACUGAAGAAGAUGAAACACUUUUCGCUUACGUUAUAAAUCAUGAUCAAGUAAAAUGGAGCUUCGUUCCAGAACUUACUGGACUUAAAAGAUGCGGGAAGAGUUGCCGGUUGAGAUGGAUCAAUUACUUGAAUCCAAAUAUAAAGCAUGGAAAUUUCACCACUGAAGAAAUUAGUCUUAUAUUUAGUCUCCAAAAAUCAAUUGGCAAUAAGUGGGCACAAAUUGCAAAACAUAUGCCAGGUAGAACAGCUAAUGAGAUCAAAAACUUCUGGAACUCAAAGCAAAAGAAGAAGUGGUUGGUAUCCAACAAUCAACCUAAUGAAGCAUCUUCCUCAUCUGAAACCAUCCAUCAUAUCUCCAUUCUUGAAUCAUUUUAUCAACAUCCCUAUCCCCCAACUUACACCGAUAACUUUCAACUAAAUCAUGGAUCAAACAUGCAUUCAUUAGUUGAUUGUAGUCUUAAUGAAGAACCACCUAUGAAUCAACUCUACACAAUACCUCCUUAUGCUCCAUCAUCAAUGGCAUCAAAUAAUGUACCGAUGAUGUUGACCAUCUCACAUGAUCAUGGAUUUUUGAACUCAAGUGUCUCAAGUAUAUGGAUGACCCCAACAAGUUAUGCUCAAAAUUUUCCAACUGGGUGUCACAUGCAUACAAACUUGAUUACUUGGAUUGAUGAUGAUCAACCUAAUUCUUCUAAGCCUCUAGAGGAUCAACCUUACUCUUCUCAACCUCUAGAGGAAGUUGAGGAAUUUGAUAUCAACGAGUUCUUCAAUUUUGAUCUAUUUGAGGAGGAUCAAAUGAAAUUUGAAGCAAGUCAGUAUAACAACAGUCAUGUUAUAUGA
This is a messenger RNA of Helianthus annuus (common sunflower), 897 nucleotides long. RefSeq names its product transcription factor WER. The record is from RefSeq and is a predicted model, not a curated record. Bases 1 to 897 code for a protein of 298 amino acids. NCBI's taxonomy places the organism in Eukaryota, Viridiplantae, Streptophyta, Magnoliopsida, Asterales, Asteraceae. The transcript is spliced from 3 exons.